UCCGCCUCUAGAGGGAGUAGGGCUGUGCGCACGGCCCCACGCGCAGACCUCGAGGUCCUUGUUGCUCUGCGGUCGGGUCCUCGCUCUGUGCGGGGAUGCGAUCUGGAGCCAUGGCGCUCGCUGUUCGAGUCUUGUAUUGUGGAGCUUGAGGCUACAAGCCCAAGUAUCUCCAGCUCAAGGAGAAGCUAGAACAUGAGUUCCCCGGAUGCCUGGACAUUUGUGGCGAGGGGACUCCCCAGGUCACCGGGUUCUUUGAAGUGACUGUAGCCGGGAAGUUGGUUCACUCCAAGAAGAGAGGUGAUGGCUACGUGGAUACAGAAAGCAAGUUUCGGAAACUGGUGACCGCCAUCAAAGCUGCCCUGGCUCAGUGCCAGUGAACCCUGGAGGCAGGGUGACCUCCUGGCAGCCGCCUUAAGACAGGAAGGACUGAAAUGUCUCAGACCUGUGGUCUUUCCUCGAUGUUCCUGCGGCCACCAAGUCAGGCCAGAGGGUGCCUCUGUGAGGGGGUGUGCCUCCCCAGAAUCCACCUGUGCACGCACCCUGCCCUGCCCUUCUGCCCUCUUCCUCACCUCUCCCUGAAUUCCUCCAUGUCUCCCAUCUACCCUCCUGCCUUGGUUUCCCUUCUCCAGCUCAGACUGCAAGAAGAUAAGCAGCCGUGUUGCCAACUGUUCCCAGUCGAAUAAAAGUUGGUUGAGGCAACUGAA
Peromyscus maniculatus bairdii (prairie deer mouse) is the source of this 704-nucleotide messenger RNA. It is a transcript of the gene Selenow, whose product is annotated as selenoprotein W. Gene Ontology annotation, cellular component: cytosol. The record is from RefSeq and is a predicted model, not a curated record. Lineage: Eukaryota; Metazoa; Chordata; Mammalia; Rodentia; Cricetidae.